Molecule: messenger RNA, 1411 nt
Organism: Postia placenta MAD-698-R-SB12
Lineage: Eukaryota; Fungi; Basidiomycota; Agaricomycetes; Polyporales; Adustoporiaceae
Exons: 10
Coding region: 1-1299 (432 amino acids)
Source: RefSeq, a predicted model, not a curated record
AUGUCGAGGCCUGAUCUUGGUCCCUGUCCCCCCCGCUUCGUUGAAAUUAAGAAGGAGAUUGCAGCCUCCUACCCUAAUUUCCAGGAGCGCGUUACAAAGGCCUGGAAUGAGCUCUUGGUAGACCUUGACAAGGUUACCACCGAUAUUGCGAAAGAGGGAACUGACUAUGUUCCCCAAGUUGAUUUCUCUGAGAUUGGCAAUCUGAGCCCCGAGCGUGUUGAGGAGGUCCGUCGUAAGGGCAGUGUUGUCAUCCGGAACGUUGUCGACGAUGCCGAGGCUACUUCUUGGAGGGAGUGGCUGCAAGAGUAUGUCACUAAGAACCCCGGUAUUGAAGGCUUCCCAGCGGACGAUAAACAAUUCUUCCAGCUAUACUGGACCAAGUCUCAAGUUCGCGCUCGCGGGCACCCGAACGUCCUAGCUGUUACGAGUUGGCUGAACAACAUGUACCACGUGCGAUCUGGUGCCAAGAUAGAGAGCGUAGAUUUGAACACCCCACUCACCUACGCUGAUCGCUUCCGUAUUCGCCAUCCCGGCGUACAGUGGGAUGCUCAUCCCCCGCACGUGGAUGGCGGUGGUAUUGAGCGUUGGGAGGACCCCACUUUCCGGAAAUGUUUUGAGGACCUGCUCAGCGGCGAUUGGCGCAACCAUGACCCAUACGACCUCGAGAACCGUAUCAAUGCACGAAGCUCGAUGUAUGGCCGAGUCGGUCAGGCCACUGUCUUCAGGACAUACCAAGGAUGGCUUGCCGUCAGUGAGACUGGUCCCCACGAAGGCACCCUCCAGGUGUUCCCGAAUGUCUUCCUGUCGAAUGCUUACACCAUCCUACGCCCCUUCUUCGUGCAAAAGGCCGGAACUGAGGACUCGACGGAUCCCAAGAAUUGGGAAUAUGACGUCUCGUCCUCUGACUUCCCCGGCGUUUACUCAACCGGCACUGGUUUCCGCGGGCCAUGGCCGAACACGAAGACUCACCCCCACUUGAGGCUGGACGAGACGAUGGUGUCCGUGCCGAAGGUUAACCCUGGUGACAUGGUAUUCUGGCAUUGCGACGUCGUCCACGCUGUCGAGAAGGAACACACGGGCAAGGGUGACUCAGCUGUGAUGUACAUUCCGGCUGUGCCCCUCACACCUCAGAAUGCUGCCUACGUCUCCCGGCAGAAAGAGAACUUCGUCAAGGGCAUCCCGCCUCCUGACUUCCCUCCUGGGCACGGCGAAGGUGACUAUGCCGGCGUCGGAAGGCCUGACGACCUCAACAGCCCUGUCGGCAAGAGGGCGAUGGGCUUUUCCAUCGAGGUAGCAUAAGAAGCUGUUGGCGAUGCCUUCUUGCCCUAGAUCUCUUUUGUAUGUCAUGUGUACAUGGUGUACAGCCAACAUGGCUGAGUAUAUGAAUGUAUGAUCUCAACAAGUUUACACC